CGCAUGGGAUGGGCUGCGGCUUCCAUCGUUCCCAAAUGAUGGGGGUGCUUAAAGAGGGGAUGUCGACGUACAAGCGAGCCACGCUGGACGAGGAGGAGCUGGUGGACUCCAUGGAGGGGGAGGAGGUCUACCCCAACGGCGUCCAGGUGAAUUUCCGUGGGCCGGGGAGCAGCAAGAGCUGUUGGGCGGAGCGGACGCACAUCGAGAAACGCCUCCUGGGGCUGACGACGGCCCUGGCGCUGGGCCUCCUGGCCUGUGUCUGCAUCCUGUUCUUCCAGUACCGGACCCGCCCGUGCCUGACGGAGUCCUGCAUCUCGGUGACUAGUUCCAUCCUGAGCUCGCUGGACCGGACGGUGGACCCCUGCGAGGACUUCUUCAGCUACGCCUGCGGCGGCUGGAUCAAGGCCAACCCCAUCCCUGAUGGGCACUCCCGCUGGGGCACCUUUAACAAGCUCUGGGAGCAAAAUCAGGCCACCCUGAAGCACCUCCUAGAGAACACCACAGCCACCGUCUCCAGCGAGGCCGAACGCAAAGUGCAGCGCUAUUACCAGGCGUGCAUGAACGAAACCAAGAUUGAGGAGCUGAAGGCGGAGCCCUUGAUGAAGCAGAUCUGGAAGCUUGGCGGCUGGAACAUCAGUGGCCCCUGGAAGGAGGACGACUUCAACCAGACGCUGCUGGAGCUGGUCGCUCACCACCACGUCUCUCCGUUCUUCUCCAUCUACGUGAGCGCCGACUCGAAGAAUUCCAGCUGCAAUGUCAUCCAGCUUGACCAGUCCGGACUGGGGCUGCCGUCCAGAGAUUACUAUCUCAACAAAACGCAGAACGAGAAAGUGCUCACUGCGUACCUGGACUUCAUGGUCCAGCUGGCCAUUCUCGUUGGCGGGCAGGACGAGCCGGAGGUCCGGAGGCAGAUGCAACAGAUCCUGGACUUUGAAACGGCCCUGGCCAACGUCACCAUCCCCCAGGAGAAGCGGCGAGACGAGGAACUGAUCUACCACAAGAUGCCUGCCGGGGAGCUCAAGAGCCUUGCUCCAGCAGUCGACUGGAUGCCCCUGCUCAACGCCAUCUUCCACCCCGUCGAGAUCAACGAGUCCGAGCCGGUGGUGGUCUACGCCAAGGAAUACCUGGAACAAGUCUCCUCCCUCAUCCUUAGUACCGACAGGCAAGUCUUGCACAACCACAUGGUCUGGCAUCUGGUAAGGAAAGGGGCGGCGUUCCUGGACCAGCGCUUCCAAGACGCAGAUGAGAAGUUCCUGGAGAUCCUGUAUGGGUCCAAGAAGACCUGUUUGCCCCGCUGGAAGUACUGCAUCACCGACACAGACAACAACCUGGGCUUUGCUCUGGGGGCCAUGUUCGUGAAAGCCACCUUCGCUGAAGACAGCAAGACGAUUGCCGAGGAAAUGAUUUCGGAGAUCAAAAUGGCCUUCGAGGAGAGUUUGGCGAGCCUUCAGUGGAUGGAUGAGGAGACACGGUGGUCUGCCCGGGAGAAAGCAGACGCCAUCUAUGACAUGAUCGGCUACCCCAAGUUCAUCAUGGACCCCAAAGAGCUGGACAAAGUCUUCAAUGACUAUGACGCUGUGCCCGAUCUCUACUACGAGAACGUUAUGCAGUUCUUCAACUUCUCUGCCCAUGUGGCUGCCGACCAGCUCAGGAAACCACCCAGCCGCGACCAGUGGAGCAUGACCCCCCCAACGGUGAACGCUUAUUACUCCCCCACCAAAAAUGAGAUUGUCUUCCCAGCUGGGAUUCUGCAGGCUCCGUUCUACACCCGGAAUUCCCCCAAGGCUCUCAACUUUGGCGGGAUUGGCGUUGUGGUGGGGCACGAAUUGACUCAUGCAUUUGAUGAUCAAGGCCGGGAGUACGACAAAGACGGGAACCUCCGGUCCUGGUGGAAGAACUCCUCCGUGGAGGCCUUCAAGCAGCAGACGGAGUGUAUGGUGGAACAGUACGGCAACUACACGGUCAACGGCGAAGCCGUGAACGGCAAGCACACACUGGGGGAGAACAUCGCUGACAACGGGGGUCUCAAAGCGGCCUACCGGGCCUAUCAGAACUGGGUGAAGAAAUACGGGGCAGAGGAGACGCUGCCCGCGCUGGGCCUCACCAACUACCAGCUGUUCUUCGUCGGGUUUGCCCAGGUCUGGUGUUCGGUCCGCACCCCGGAGAGCUCGCACGAAGGGCUGGUCACCGAUUCUCACAGCCCAUCCCGCUUCCGGGUCACUGGCACCAUCUCCAAUUCCAAGGAGUUUUCGCAGCACUUCCAGUGCCGGCCCGGCACCCGUAUGAACCCGCUACGGAAGUGUGAGGUCUGGUAAUUCCUUUUUCUCAGCGCAGGGAGAAAAGGAAAACUGACAGAUAACCAACCCCAAGACAGUCUUGCUUUAUCCUUCCUCCAUUUCAAAGCAGCAAAUUGCAACCCGCGGGAUCUUACCUUGCAAGGAGUCGUCUUUAUCCAGCUGGAAAGAAUCUCCGCCUCUUGCUCCAAAGCGCCAGCCUGAAUCGAUCCACUGUGAAAAAUCCUCGUUAAUUCACUCUUGAACUGCCAAGGUGUUUUUUUUAUUUCUAACUCACCUUGCUCGGGAGUGCUUUGACACAGGCACGUGCGCCUGUUCUGAAAUGUACUGACUGAUAUUCACACUCUUUCUUCAUGCAGGGAAAAAUGGGCUCUUGACCUAGCAGAGGCCUGAAAGCUCUUCUGUCGUUACUUUUUAAAGGGAGAACCACCAAGAAAGGAAAACCUAUUUUGGUCACAUCACCAUAGAGACACACACACGCACACAUGUGUUUAUGUCUAAACACGCCUACGACAAAACAUGUUACGUAUUCUGAGGGGAAAUUGUUUUUUAAAUCUUGCAGAACACUGGAAAUUUCAGGGAAAAAUAUAUUGAAGGGUUUUUUUUAUAUAUAUAUAUAUAUAAAGUGAACAGAUUGGUAUAUUUAUUACUCCUUGUGUGGUGCAACUAUAUAGGUAAAAAGCUUUUUGCUUAAGUGAAAGAGACAGGACGCAAAGGUCUAUCACGUAUCCGCUCAUCUCUUUCUCUCUCUUUUUACUUUCUAAAGAAAAGGCCCUCAGGCUCUUGGGGCAUUUUUCCUUCAUAGGGAAGGUGUGUUGGUGGGCAGAUUCUCCAUCUGGGGCUCAACCAUCCUAACCUCUUCGUCCCUAUUGUCGCCUCUGCCCACUGCAGUCUCAAAGCUUGGCUGCGCUCUUCUAGCCCUGUGUAACAGGUAAGCGUUUCUAAAAAUGCCACUCCGGUCAGCCUCCUGCUUCGGGAAGCGUCCCGGCAUCAUUGGCACCUGCGUCACAUACUGUGACCGCCGACUCGCCUUCGGAACACUUCGCCUGGGUGUCUUGCCGUGUCGGUCGCCUCUCGUGCCAAGAAGUUGGGCCACUUGGCAACGAAAUCAGAAGCACCCCUCAGAAGCAUGAGUGGUGACGCUGCUGCUAACUGGAUGUCCCACUGCACGGACCCGGGAGCGGUUCCCUUCUACAAGAGAGGGUAACAGCACGCCACACGAGUCCCUCAACGGAGCUGUUUCCCACUUCCGUAGAAGGAUGCCCUUCUCAUGUUGUUGGUUCCAGUGCCGCGAAAGAGAAAGUGGCUCCUCCCUACAGUGUCUCUGGAGGUCUUGUGGAAGUACAUCUGGCUCCUUUAAGUCUUUGCUCAGCCAGGAAAUGCCCUUUGCACUGUCGGGAGCUCUUUCAUUCAAGCACGCCCUAAUGUGACAAUGCUGGGUAGGCCCACCUACCAGCGGAAGUUCUCUUUAGUGGCCUUAAGAAUUUUAGGUUAGUAAGUUUUAGGGACGGGUUCAAAAAUGCAGGCUGUUGCCCCUGCUAACUUGACUCCAAACUCUUGCAGGUGUCUAACUCUCCUCCUGCCUUGUCGGGGCAGUCUGCCGUUGUGGGCUCUUGGAUGCCUGAAAGCUCCUUCUUCAAAGGCACAAACAUGGAACUUGCAGCUGUUGACAGGCAAAGAAGACUGUCUGCUCUUUGACGAAGCCGUUUGAAUUAUGAUGAAAUAUGGGAUUCCUUGGAUUUGUGGCAGGCUCUUUUCCAACUCCCAUGCAGCACUGUGGGGCCAGGAUCUGCUGUGAUUCCAGCUGCGGGCUGAACUCCGCGUGUAUGGUUGCGUUUGGCAGGAAGGACAGAUCCGUUGUACCUUUUCGCUUAAUCUUCUUUCCUAGGCAGGCUUUUACAGUUUGAAUUAAAAGAGGAGCAGGAGGGCAGAGUUGCGAUGUGAGGUGGGUGCUACCCAGACCUCUCUCAGUCCGCUAGAAGCGAGGGACCAUCAUUCCAAAGAAUUAGCUCUGUGCGUGUGCAAUUUAGUGAUUUCUCAUCAGAACAUAAGAAAAGCCCGGCUGGAUCAGACCUAGGAUCCAUCUAGUCCAGCUCUCUGUUCCCACAGUGGCCAAGCAGCUGUUGACCAGGGACCCAUAAACAGGACACAGUGCAACAGCAACCUCCCACCCAUGUUCCCCAGCAACUGGUGCAUACAGGCUCCAGAGGAGGGCAACCAGGAUGAUCAGGGGUCUGGAAACAAAGCCCUGUGAAGAGAGACUGAAAGAACUGGGCAUGUUUAGCCUGGACAAGAGAAGAUUCAGGGGAGACAUGAUAGCACUCUUCAAAUACUUAAAAGGUUGUCACACAGAGGAGGGCCAGGAUCUCUUCUUGAUCCUCCCAGAGUGCAGGACACGGAAUAAUGGGCUCAAGUCACAGGAAGCCAGAUUCUGGCUGGACAGUAGGAAAAACUUCCUGACUGUUAGAGCAGUGCGACAAUGGAAUCAGUUACCUAGGGAGGUGGUGGGCUUUCCUGCACUGGAGGCCUUCAAGAGGCAGCUGGACAACCACCUGUCAGGUGUGCUUAAAGGUGGGUUCCUGCAUUGAGCAGGGGGUUGGACUCGAUGGCCUUGUGGACCCCUUCCAACUCUACUAUUCAAUGAUUCGCUCUCCUGCUCUUGCAGUGAGGUCACUUUCUUGCUGUAUACAGUCCAUCUUAUGUCUGUGCCUUUUCUUUAGUCGGCUUCCCUUCAUGUAGGCUGGGAGAAACGGAUCUGUUCACAUGCUGUGUAUUGAACUCAAAGGGUUGUGGAGCAUUUCCGUGCUCCUGUGGAAGCAGCCUCCUGCUCAUUCAGCGCCACUACUCCAGUUGGACCGGAGUGCAGACGGAAAGCCGCUGCACGUCUGGAUUCUUGGGCACAGUGGGCUUUGUUUGAACUGCAAUAUUCUCCCCACAGUUUUCCUCAGUCUUGAGACAGCCUUGCAGACUUUGAGUGGGAGCUACAUCUGAACUCUGAUGCCAAAAAUAAUGAGUGGAGGAGGGCAGGCAAGAGAUGAGUGUGAGCUCGUUGCUUUUGGGGAGAUGUGUGACUCAAAUCCUUCCAGUGCCUUAAUGCCAGAGCAGCCCCUUCCGUCAAGCACAAAACAUACACUUCCUGUGCCAAAAGCUCGCUCUGGUUUCACCCAAAAAGAAACCGUGCAAACACACAUGCAGAUCUACGGCCGGGGUGGAUAAACCAUGGCUCUACAGAUGGUAUUGGACUUCAGUCCCAGCCCUCAAGGGUGUGUGGAAACAGCGAUGGUGUUGAUGAUAGAGUGUGAGAUCCUGGCAUCUGGGAUGAUUAAAAUGCCUCCCUGACAUGCUCCAGGCUGCGUUGCCUCAUUACCCAAGUUCCUUCUGGCUGGAGAUUCCCAGAUGUGGCCUCUUCUGUUGCUUGGAAUAAGUGCUGAGUCCUUGUUGCCGUUUUUCUCGGCCGUCUCCCACGUUCCUGAGCUGAAGCCGGGGUGAGGCUGUUCUUUACCUGGCUAAGUGAGGAGUGAACAAGGCAACCCAGCCCAAAUGGCACCGCCAACACCGCGCACCGGUGUUGCGCACCGGCGCUUUUGUGCGGUGAAACCGCAGGUCUGCAGCGGAGGCCGUACCCCAGCCCCACGGCUACGUUGGCCAGUGUGCACUGCUUCCUUUCUUACUUGUGUCAUAUCUUGGUUUUCCUGCCGUGUCCUUCCUUGCACGGAGCCAAAUUGGUUCCAGCUGCGCAAUCUGCUUUUGGUAAUUGGACCCAACAAGGACAUGUGCUGAUCACUUCAGGAUGUGAUGUGGAGUUUUUAAGGGGGGUCAUACAUGGAGGGUUGGGGGGACCGGGAACGACUUUGUAGAACUCCACACACACACACACACAGACAACACGCUAGAGCAGCGGUUCUCAACCUGUGGGUCGCGACCCCUUUGGGGGUCGAACGCAUACAUGCAGACAUAACAGGGCUCCCGCCGUGCGCACACACACAAACGCAGACCCACGCACCCUCUCAGAAGGCGGACGGGACACUCGUGGCGGCCAAGGGCUUGGGCCGAGCGGCCGCAAGAGCAAGUUGCGCAGAGGGCAGCCUGGCGAGCCGCCGCUGCGUUCGGAGCAAAGACGCCGCUUUCCAGCCCGCUCCUACGCAGCAGGGUAGGCCGGCGCGCUCAGCUCGGUAUAAGCUUGCAGGGGUCAAAUGCCUGGCCUAAGCGUACGGGUCUGCACCUCCAAAAGGAUAUUGCAGAGCUGGGGAAAGGAUCAAGGGAAUGGAGCGACUCCCCUAUGAGGAGAGUUUCCAACAUUUGGGGCUUUUUCACUUAGAAAAAAGGCGAGCAAAAGAUGGGUGUAUAAAACAUAGUUGCAUGAAAUUUAGAUAUGGUCUACAAAAGUUAUGCAUGGUGUGCCGAGAUUGGCUAAGGAACAUUUCCCUCCCUCUCUCAUAAUACAUGAACCCAGGGUUCAUGAAGCUCAGUGGUCUGAGUUUCAAGACUGACAAGGAAGUGCUUCUUCACACAACCCAUGGUGAAGAUAUGGAAAUUGCUACUAAAAGUUGUAGUGAUGUCCACCAACUUGGACAACUUUAAAAGGGGAUUAGACAAAUUCAUGCAAGAUAAAGCUAGCAAUGGCUACUAGUCAGGACAGCUAUAUAUUACUUUCAGUAUCGGAUCUGUAUACCAGUUUACCAGGGCACAUCAAUGAGAGGGUACUACUGCCCUCAUGUCCUUCCCAUUGGGGCAUCUGGUUGGCAUCUGUAGGAACAGAAUGCUGGAAUGGCCUUUGGUCUAUUCUAGCACAGCUCUAACCUUCAUAGUUUCUGCAACUGUAAAUACCUGAGUAUAAAGCCAGCAGUGGAGACAUCCUGCAUAUCAGAAAUUUACAUUACGAUUCAUAACAGUAGCAAAAUUACAGUUAUGAAGUAGCAAUGAAAAUAAUUUUAUGGUUGGGGGUCACGACAACAUGAGGAACUGUAUUAAAGGGUCGCGGCAUUAGGAAGGUUGAGAACCACUGCACUAGAGAAAAGGAACUGCAGGCCCCCCAUUUAGGGGUGAGGGUGAACUCAUCAUCUAGGAUGGAGCGAAAAAGGGAACUAUUUGGAAAAGGUUUGCUUUGCACCAGACAAGGCCUGCCUUAUUUCAGAUUUAAGGGACAGGUCUGCAAGGAAUAUUGUAGUAUUUAUGUGUGUGGAAGGUGUGUGUGGGAGGAAUACAGCAUCUGUUUGGCUUGUUCUUUCUUGUCAUCUCUCCUCAUUUUGGGAUGUUUGUAAUUUUGAAAUAAAGAAAGCUUUUAUUGGGUUUUAAA
Molecule: messenger RNA, 7590 nt
Organism: Elgaria multicarinata webbii
Lineage: Eukaryota; Metazoa; Chordata; Lepidosauria; Squamata; Anguidae
Gene: ECE1
Product: endothelin converting enzyme 1
Exons: 18
Coding region: 9-2315 (768 amino acids)
Biological process (GO): peptide hormone processing
Cellular component (GO): plasma membrane
Molecular function (GO): metalloendopeptidase activity
Source: RefSeq, a predicted model, not a curated record